AAUACAUACGGGUGUGUCGCAGCAAACGCGGGCGGAGACACCACGAGGUCGGUUAAUGUGACUGUCAACAGAGUCGAUAACGAAUCAAACGAAGUCGGCGGUGGUGGUCCCGACUUGGUACCGAUUGUGGUCGUUGUUGCAGUGUGUGGGGUCUUGUCUAUAGUACUGAUGGUGGCUCUCGGCGUGUGGUGUUAUCGAAGAUGCCAACGCAAAGAGGACACGAAACCGGUGGCUACACUGGACGACGUGCCGCUCAAUGAAUUCGAAAUAGGGGAGUCAGUUGGAAAGGAGGAGUAACAGCUUGGUCGGUUCCGGUCGGUAUUGGACGGUGUGCAAGGCCGAGUUGAAGAGACAGAAGACUUUCGGCGCCGAUUCUGUGGCCGUUAGUGUGUUAGUGAAGGAGUUCCAUGAGAAGGGGUUCAGUCGAGAGAAAUUUAUGGCCGAUGUGAUGUGAUGGCAAUAAAGAGUCUGCAGCUUGCGAGCGUGGCGAGGCUUGUCGACGUUUGUACUUCCAGGCAUCAGCCGUAUUUGACGGUGACAGAGAAUUUAGAUCAGGGUGACUUGAAGAAGUACUUGACAGAAAUACGUUUGUCAGAGGGGCAUCUCAUGAUGUCUGAUCAAAGUUCGCUUCUACGGCAGGCAACCGCUGGUUUUCAGUACUUGUCUGAUCGCAAUCGUAUUCAUAAGGACGUAGCCACUAGGAAUUGUUUGGUGAGCAGACAUCUAUUGAUAAAAAUAUCAGACUUGUGUCUUUGUGUCGAUGGAUACGAGGACGACUAUGUGCUCGAGACGCCUGCUGUGUCUGGCCAGUAUCGCCCAUUGCAGUGGAUGUCUCCAGAAGCCAUUUUUAGAGAUGAAUUCACAAAGGAAAAUGAUGUCUGGUCGUUUGAUGUAUUCAUGUGGGAGGUCACUGUGUUGGCAAGACAGCCAUACGAAGGACUGACAAAUGCUGAGGUGAUCACAGCCAUCGGGAAUAGUCGGGCUCUUGAAGAAUUGGACAGUUGCCCGGAUGAUCUGUAUGAGAUUAUGCAAAGUUGUUGGCUCAAGGAGCCGGUAGAUAGACCAACGUUUGAACUAAUAUGUGGUCUCUUAUAGAAUAGAAUAGAAUAGUGAUAUUGAUAGGUUGGCGUUGCUGUCAGAUUGCCUUGCCUUGCCCAUGACAGUUGAUUGAUACUGUAGCUUACAUUUUUAGGAUAUAUCGCUCAGUCUGAUGACUGUUAGUAUUAUAUCAUUUAUACAAAUUAUGAAAGUCUCGUUUAUGAC
Molecule: messenger RNA, 1263 nt
Organism: Corticium candelabrum
Lineage: Eukaryota; Metazoa; Porifera; Homoscleromorpha; Homosclerophorida; Plakinidae
Product: insulin-like growth factor 1 receptor
Exons: 3
Coding region: 454-1095 (213 amino acids)
Biological process (GO): multicellular organism development; protein phosphorylation; cell surface receptor protein tyrosine kinase signaling pathway
Cellular component (GO): plasma membrane; signaling receptor complex
Molecular function (GO): ATP binding; transmembrane receptor protein tyrosine kinase activity
Source: RefSeq, a predicted model, not a curated record